AUGUACAAAUGUGAAUAUGAGGGUCCGCGGGGACGUUCUAGAUUACAUGUCCAGCCUGCAUUCCCCGAUGACCACCCGUCGUUCAGUGACUCCUCGCCACAUGGCGCUUCUUCAAAUUCACAGCUUCCUUGUGCUCCCAGGGUCAAUGCGAGCUGUGCAACUCUAUCGUCGGAUUUAGACAACUACAGUACUCUUGAUGCGACGGAACUUGACCUUCUCAGUCACUAUCUCACGCAUACUAGUCAAAAUAUCCCUUUCGACGAUCUUGAUCACUAUGCACUGUCUGUCGGCAUUCCAAAUAUCGCUUUCAAGAGCAGACCUGUUAUGUCAUCCCUGGUCGCCUUGGCAGCAGCAUGCCAGUGUCAUGAUCUAGUCAAGUCCAAUACGUCUCUGGAAGAGCAGACCGUCAUUAAGAUACAGGAGCUGCUCAUGCUUGCCGAACGUCAUCACACGAGCUCUCUGCAGCACAUUCAAGUGGCCAUGGCACAGUCAGAUUGCUAUGACAACAUCCUCGCAAAUGCGGCACUAAUGGUUUUGUACGCUUCUGCUAGUCACUCUGUCAGAGUUCAUUUGGCUACCAGCGCAAAGCGGAGUGGCCAGAAAAUGCCGGAUCAGUUGCUUCCACAACACUCACAGUGGAUGUCAUUUACUCGCGCAGCUCAUAUGGCAUCCACCGCAAUACUCGAUGGAAUAGUUGAGAGUAUGACCAAUAUUCAUGCAAAAAUACAUACUCCAAGUCCGACAAUCAACACACCCGCAUUGCCGAACCAGCAUUUAACUGGCAAUGUUGCCUUGUCGCCACAAGAUGGUCCGACCGGAAAGACAAGGCGCCUGUUCCUUCCAUUAGUCGUUUCUACAUACACGCAAGCCCUCGAAAUCCUACGGGGAAAAGCCAAAUCUACAGCUGCGCUCUUUGAAUUGCUUGAAGCUUCCACUUGCAAUCAUCUACCGCUUGACGCUUGCUUGAAAGCGUUAUCUGUCCUUGAAACAUGUGCAUCGGAUGCCCUGUCUACAAAGAAGACUUUUGAGAGGCAUAAUAGCCCCAGAUUUGAGCCUUUGGAACUGAAACACAUAAAAAAAGUCUCACCCUGGGUUGGAGAAUACAUGGCCAGUGUUACUUCAAUAAAGUCGCCGAAAGCACUACGGCGAACCAUUAUGUCGUUCUUAAACAAAGCGCCGGCCGAAUUCCUUAAUAUUGUCCAGUCAAUGCUAGAUUCUUCAUUCGCAGAGGCUGGCAUUGAAAAUAUGAUGUCGCCAAACUCCCCCGAGCCCCAAACUCCUUUGUUAAAUUCGACGCGCCUAUUGAUUAUGGACAUCUUUGCUCAUUGGCUCGUUCUUGUCAUGUUAUUGGACGGCGUGUGGUGGAUUGGUGGAAUUGGACAAUGGGAGCUGGGCCGAGUUAUCGCUUUAAUAAAGCCUCAGGUCUCGCUUCACCAGCCAAUGGAUACCAGGGAAACCUGGUGGCCAGAAAGCAUGCACUGUGUAAAGCUGGAACUGAGUCCCUGUCUCUAG
Penicillium pulvis is the source of this 1512-nucleotide messenger RNA. Its product is annotated as C6 transcription factor. The record is from RefSeq and is a predicted model, not a curated record. Bases 1 to 1512 code for a protein of 503 amino acids. Gene Ontology annotation, biological process: regulation of transcription by RNA polymerase II. NCBI's taxonomy places the organism in Eukaryota, Fungi, Ascomycota, Eurotiomycetes, Eurotiales, Aspergillaceae. Gene Ontology annotation, molecular function: DNA-binding transcription factor activity, RNA polymerase II-specific. The transcript has a single exon.